AUGCUCGUAGGCAACUCCGGGAACUGCGGGUAUCCGUACAGCUUCGUAAACAACCGCACGCAAGUCGCGGUGCCGGAUCCGCGCUGGUCCAACACACUCACGUCCGGCAUCGGCAACUUCAAGGGCGCGGCGUGCGGGCAGUGCUUCAUGGUGAAAUGCCUCUCGAAGCCGCGGUACGCCGGAAAGGUCUUCUGCCGAAGCAAGAAAGCGGUAAUGGUGACGAUAACAAACUUCGACACGCCGCGGUCCGAGGGCUGGCCCAACAACCACUUCGACUUCCACCGCACCGGAUUCGAGAAGAUCGCGGAUCCGGACUCGGGCAUUGUGAACGUGAUGUGGCGCAGAACGCGCUGCCCGAAAACCGCGCCGAAGUACACGGUGAAGGGCAAUCCCUACUGGCACGACAUAACUGUUUACGACGUGCCUGGGGUUGGCGCCAUCACUGGCGUAUGGGUGAAACGCGCGGGGAGAUCGGAUUGGGAGGCGGCGAGACACUCGUGGGGAGCGCAUUGGGUGGUGACGGGGAAGGUCGACUGGGACAGCCGUAAGACGAAGGUGCGCGCGCAGGUUGCGGAGUCGCGGCGAUUCAUCUAUCCCGCUCGAAAGCAGGCGUAUUAG
Molecule: messenger RNA, 618 nt
Organism: Closterium sp. Yama58-4
Lineage: Eukaryota; Viridiplantae; Streptophyta; Zygnematophyceae; Desmidiales; Closteriaceae
Source: the annotation of a GenBank genome assembly